AUGGAGAAUUUCAAAAUAAAACAAGCGGAAUCUAAGCCAUUAGAGGAUAAGCCCGACGUGAUUGGCAACACAAAAAUAUUAUCAUGUCUGGCCGACAGCAACCCACCAGCCACUUACGACUGGAUCAAAAAUGAUAAUCUCAUUGUCAACUCAUCUCUCAACUCGUACUUAAAAAUUUCCAACAUUGGUCUGAAAGAUAUUGGGGUGUACCAGUGCAUUGCAAGGAACAAGCUGGGAUCACUCCAGAGCAUGAAAGUUAAUGUUAAUGUGGCAUACAUGGAGAAUUUUCCUGGACCUGCUAUGAACAUAAUCUCAGGAGCAGUGGGAGAGGAUGUUGUUUUGUAUCUUCCUUCCCUAUCUAGUUACCCACCAGCGAUCGUCGAAUGGAAAGAUGUUAACAACAGCAACACGUUGAUCAGCAGCUCUCAACAGUUUCAUGUUUCUCUUAAGAAGGACCUCAUCAUUUUGACUUUGAAACCUUCAGAUAAUAACAGGUUGUUCAGAGCUGAGGCAUCCAACAUUUUGUCACCUCUGACUACAACUAGCUCACUGUUUGUUUUGAGAGUUCAAAGUUCACCUACAUCUGCAAUCGAUCAGAAGUUUUUGAUUUCACUUUCUGAUGUAAAUGCCACCGUUGGAGAUGAUCAAAUUAGUUUUGAGUGCCUACCUAGCUCCAGAGGGCAGCUGGUUAGAACUAUCAACUGGUAUAAAAUGUCAUCUGAAAAGAAGGUGCAAUUAGAAAAUAAUGCCUCAAAGUACUUGCUCUCAAGUCUUCGUAGAGUGCUGACCAUCCUGAAGCCUGCAUUGGAAGAUGCUGGUACAUACCAGUGUGAGGCUAUCCCGUCAUCAACGUCUUCAUCGUCAUCAUCGUCGUCGUCGUCAUCAUCAUUAGUUGCAUCUUCUGCUCAGCUCAAUGUGUUCUGUAAGAAAUUUGGUUUAUUUGUUGUCAAGCCAACAGUAGCUGAGAGUUCAAGGAAGAUGGAAGUUGAAUUAGGGAGUGAUGUGCAUGUGUCGUGUGCAUUGCAAUGCAUUCCUGCUUGUAAAACAUUUUGGUACAAGAAUUCACUGAGUCUGGUUCUUGAUGAGCGUAUAUCGAUACUGUACAACGGAACCUUAUCAUUGCAUUCCAUGCAUCAAAGUGACUCAGCUGUUUACCAAUGUUUUGCUUCAAAUCCCGCCGGUGUCGUCACCACUGCAGCGUGGAUUGUCGUCAACAGUUCUCCACCUCAGAUCAUCAGUGCUCCCACAAACACCACAGCAGUAGUUGGGACAGAUGUGACCCUGAUGUGUGAGACAUCUGGAGCACCAACACCCUCCAUCACUUGGUCUAAAAGCUCCCAGCUAACAAAACUGAAUGAUGAUCCUAGGAAGUUUCAGACAACUGCUGAGGGAUUGAUAAUCAAACGUGUAUCUAAAGACGAUGAGGAUUUGUACACGUGCAACGCCUCCAAUGCUCUGGCAUUUGAUUACAAAUCCGCUUAUCUCACUGUUAAAUUUGCAACGGUGAUAACGUCAGCGCGUCACCAGAACUAUUCUGUUGUGAAAGGUGGUCGAGCCACAUUGGAAUGUUCGACGUCACAUGAUGAAGAUGUUGCCGUGUCGUCGGUGUGGUCAUUUGUUAAGAACAACGUUAACAUUGUUCUCGCGUACAACGACAGAUAUCAUCUCGUAGCAAACACCGGCUCCCUACUCAUAUCUUCUGUUCGCAACUCUGACAUCGGCAUGUACAGAUGUGACGUUGCCUCACUGGCUGGGAAUGAUUCACUGGAUGCCUUCCUGAGUGUGAUAGAACUACCUCAAGCUCCAUCCACUGUGGAUAUAUUGUUGAACUCGUCGACCAAUCGAUCUAUCAUUGUUCGUUGGUCACCCGGAUAUGAUGGUAACACACCUCUCUUGGGUUACGUCGUCAGGAUCUUCAACAGUUCCACAGUGAACCCUACGAAGUGUGGUCCGAUGUGGAUCACGAUAAGCAACAGCACCUCACCGUUUUCAUCAUCGUUCGUCAUCAGCACCAACUUGGUGCCGUCUCAGACGUACGUCGUCUGCAUCAGUGCAUUCAACUCUGUCGGUGAAGGGGAGGGAACUGUUUCUACUUCAUCUGUCACGCUCCCUCAACAACCGCCAAGCGGUGCUCCUCAAGGCCUAUGGGGCAGUGCACGUUCAAACAGUUCAAUAGUUCUGCAGUGGUCAGCGCCUGAUUCAAGCACUUAUAAUGGCCUACCUCUCGGAUAUACGUUGCGUUAUAAGUUGUUUGGCUACCCUGAUUUGACCUCAACUAAACUGGACAUCAGUCCAUUCAUGCAGAGGGUGACGUACGACGUUGUCAACCUCAUCACAUGGCAGGAUUAUGAGUUUUCUGUUGCUUUGUAUAAUUCUGCUGGUGAUGGAGUCUUCUCAGAAAGUGUCAAGGUGAAGACUGAUGAAGGGGUUCCAAUUGAAGCUCCAACUACCCUCAGUGCUAAUGUUUUGUCGUCAGAGGGGGUGAUGGUCAGCUGGAUGCCUCCUCCACCGCAGUCCAUCAAUGGAAUCAACAUGGGAUACAAAAUUUUCUUCAUUGAACCUCCGCUGAAUUCAACAGCUUCACCGGGUCCAUUGAACGAGGGUAGGAACACGACGAGGUCUCUUGUGUUUAGGAUUGCAUCAGAUUCCAACAACAUGCUAGGUCUGCAGAGGUACAACGUAUCCAGUGGAUUGAAAAAGUAUCAGCUGUAUUUUAUUUCCAUAUGCUGUUUCACAUCUAAAGGGGAUGGUCCUCUUUCUCCCUAUCUCACUGUCAAAACGUUUGAAGAUGUACCAGGGCCUGUUGAGGAUGUCAAGUUUAUGGAUGUGAAAGACACAUCCCUGGUUCUAUCCUGGAUACCCCCUCAUUUCACAAAUGGUAUACUCCUAGGCUAUGACAUGCGUUACUGGGCGGAAGCAUCUGAAGGCGUGGCAAACUACAAUGCACUUGUAAAUGAGCUCUCCAUAGCGGCACUUGCUACAAACGUUACAAUCUAUGGACUUCGAUCAAGCACUCGCUACCACUUUGAACUGGCUGCAAGGACGAAAGCUGGCAAGGGUCCAGUUACUGGUGUCAGCAUCCUGUCAGGACUGACACCUGUUUUUCCGUCGCCUCCUACUUCACUCUCCCUCUCUGACGUACAAGAGAGAUCCGUGACGUUGUCUUUCAUUCCUGGUUUUGACGGAUACUCAUCCAUUAUAUGGUGGAUUGUUGAUUGCAGAUACGACAACAUCAACGCGGACUUGCCUGAUGACAUCAACUCUGGUUGGCAGCACUUUGUUGACGUCAGUGCUGAAGAGGAUCAAGUACACAAGGAUCAGAGUGGACAAGUAUCUAUCAAAGUAAGCAAUCUGCGUCCGAACCUGAAGUACCAGAUGAGAGUGUCGAGCAGAAAUGCAGCUGGCGAGAGCAAUGCCAGUCGACCGUCUGCCGCGUUCUUCACUCGACCGGCCGUUCCAACGAACUCUCCAUCACUUACUCUUUCAGCCAUCAAUUCAACCUCUCUAUUUCUUCAAUGGACACCAACAGCAUACGACCAUUGGAAUGGAGAUGGUGCUGUGUACAAACUUCAAUGGAGGGUAAGUAACGACGGAGUUAACAACGUAAACAGAGAUAACAAUGAAAUCAAAUUGUCGCCCCAAUCAUCAUCCCAUCGUCUGGUCCAACUGCACGAGUUCACAUGGUACAAUGUUUCAAUCAGUUCAUGCAAUAGUCUUGGAUGUGCGACGGCCAUGUCUGCUCUCCAGCAAACGCUCGAAUUCGCACCAUCCACAAGUCCUCCAAACAUUGAACUCACUGUAACAAGCUCGUCGUCUGCAAUCAUCAGCUGGUCGUUAAUUGCAGCUGACCACUGCAAUGGAGUUGUGCUCGGAUACAAACUAACCUACUGGCCUGUUGAUGAGAUUAACGUGCAGUCACCUGCAUCAUCAUCGUCAUCAACAGCCAACACUUCUGUCAUCAUACAACCACACAACGUCACUUUCUUUAAUCUAACAUCGUUACGAUACUUCCAAUGUUAUGCAUUCCAAAUCUGCGCCUUCACUCGUAUUGCCUGUGGAGCGUGGAGUGAUGUUGUUACUUUCAAGACCUUUGAGGAUGUUCCUGGUCCUCCAGCUGACGUGUACUUCACACAGAUCUCCAAUACAUCUGCCACUCUGCACUGGGAUGAACCAAGCCCUCCAAACGGAGUCAUCAUCUCCUACAAAGUCACUUAUUCUCUCUACAAUAACUACAACAAUAAUGAUAACAAUCUGAAUAACAAAUAUAUAAACACUAACGAUGAUCUCUUCACACUUUUAAGAAACUUCUCCAUCCAAAUACAAUCCAGACCAUUAGGCUUGAGUCGGAGCAGGCGACAGAUUGGUGCUGCUGCUCAGAAGCUACCACCUCAGCAACAAAAUGCUGAAACAUUUUUCAUAACAGUCCCUCCUGACUCCAGUUCAUUCAACGUUACCAACUUGCGACCGUACACUUCAUACAAAUUUCGAGUUGCAGCAUACAAUGAUGUUGGAACAAGCCCAUACUCUGAUUGGUCAGAUGAGAAAAUGACUCUUCAAGCACCCCCUUCAUCUCCUCCCAUUGAAGUUUCAAUAAAAAUUCUUUCACUAUCAUCUGCCCUGCUGUCUUGGAAGCCUCCUCUAGCACCUGCAUCAAAUGGCGUGUUGCUAGGAUACGAAGUGUUCCAUUCCAUUAGUUCUCAGCAAACUCCAGACACUGAUAACUGGUCCACUGAACUGAUUAAUGACCCUGAUCAGACCAGCUUUGUGUUUGAUCAUUUGAAAAAAUUUACAUCCUAUUAUUUCAAGGUGAGAUGUUACAAUUCUGCUGGCUCCAGUGAUUUCACUCCUGUGUUGACCAAAUUCAUUGAAAUCCGAGUUAAAAACAUGAAGGCUUCUAACAUCACAUCAAAUUCCGUUUUAAUAUCAUGGGAGUAUAGAUUAUAUGCUGAUGAGCUUUACAAUCUUGAAAACACUCUUGGCUUCAAGGUCAUAUAUUCGGCAAAAAAUAUGCAGAAUGUUUCGAUAACUUUGUUUCUCUCGUCAUUAUCACCACAACCGUCAUCUUCGUCUUCGUCAUCCUCAUCAACGUCACAUCCGUACGUGAUGUCUCUAACGAAGUUGGAAGCAUACACAAGAUACACAAUUGACGUACGAUCAUUCAAUGACGCUGGCGAUGGAGCCUCAGCCGACCACCCACUGGCCUUUGUCACUGAUGAAGAUGUGCCAUCCAAUAUAUCCUCUCUUUUGUUGGUGGUUGCUUCACCAUCUUCACUGAACGUCUCUUGGUCGCCUCCCUCCAAACCGAACGGAGAUUUGCUAGGGUACGAACUAUCCUAUUACCAAGAUGCCGAUGUUAAAGGCGUCAAGAAGAGCGCUCAGCUGCAGUUGCCAUCAAACACGAGCAAGUACGUCAUCAACCAGCUCAUAGAGGCCAUGAAUUAUGUUGUGAUCAUGAAGGGCAGAACCAGGGUUGGCUGGGGUGAGGAGGUGCUGAAGAGAAUCAGCAUGUUGCCUUGCUAUGACUGUCCAGGAGCUCCUUCCAAGCCAUCCUGCACUCUGAGUGGCAGUCAGUUGGAAGUGACGUGGCUGAAUGGGGUGGCGGGUCGUGACCCGAUAUUGGGCACUGUGCUGCAGAGCAAGGUCAAAUCAGACAGUGCAUGGCAGACAUCUGGAGAAUCAUACGGCUUGGAAAGUUCCAUGAAAAUCAAUGUGAUGUCAUUGUCGUCAUCGUCGUCCUCUUCCUCCUCACCGAGCAGUGAUGCUGAUGGUGAUAGGAUGGUGAGAGUGUUUCAUUACAACAGGUGGGGUAUGGGGGAACUGAGUGAACCAUCUAAUUUCAUUCAACUGGCUGAAGUGAUGAAACAAUUGGACCGACCGUUCUACCAGCAGUGGUGGUUCCUCCUCAUCAUGGCUUUGGUGGGACUCAUCAUCGUCCUCAUCAUCACCUCUAUUCUCAUCCUCACUGGAAAGAACAGAAAGUUUAAGAAAAAUGGUGAACAAAUUUCUCACUUGUACCUUUUUGAUUAUUUUUUUCAAGUUGAUGAAACGCUGUCGAAUCAGACGCCAGUGAAGCUGACCAGCCACAGUUCGGAGCCGCACGACGAGCCAUUCACCACGUUCGAACUUAACCCAUCUAAACUUUACGACAAACAUAAAUCCACUCCACUAACUAGAAACAACAACAGCAACAACAACGACUUCACCCCGAGUUUGUACAACUACAACAACACUUCCACACAAAAUAUUUUCAAUCAAAACUAUGGGGAGGAAGAUGAUGACGAUGCUGAUGACAAUAUGUUUGGCAGUCAGCAGCAGCAACAACAACCUGGACCACAACAACUUCCAAUCAUUUCCAAUUCUUCGUUGUUUGCCAGCAGAUCAGUUCAGCGUUUAAAACAGCACAAAAACCUCAGAAGUGGCAGCAGUAACAAUGCACGAAACAGCAGUAACAUUAACAACAACACCCCCAUGAGAUUUGAUGAGGAAGAUGAGGACGAUGAUGUCCACAAAUCAAUUAGUAGUAGCAGCCUUUCUGAGAAGGAGUCCGAUAGCAGUGCCACUGCUGCUACUGCUGCUGCUACUGCUGCUGCCAGAUACCACUUGCCGACUACAGAGAACAGAAAUAGAAUAUCAAGCAGGUUACACAAUAUCAACAACAUUAACAACAACAACAACAACAGUAGUCACAACAACAACAUCAACAGUAGUCACAACAACAACAACCACAACAGAUCACCACAAGAUGAUUCCACUCCAAUAUUUAUUAACCACUACGUCAAUGAUGACGUCCAGAGGUCGUGGAAUCGAUCAAACAACAACAGCAACUACAUCAACAACAGCAACAACUACAACAACAGCAACAACUACAACAACAGCAGCUACAACCAUCACAACAAUUCACACAGUCAACUUACUGGCAACAGAUCUUCUUACAGUAAAAAUAAGACUUACAGCAACAACGACAACAAGAGUAGCAACAACAUCUCCUAUACAAAUACCAUGUAUAAUGCCAACAACGUCGACAAUGUUGACGAUAAUUACAACAAUUACAACAGUCUCACGAGUCCGAACAUUGUUGUCAACAAUGUUGCCAGAUCGAGAGCACCAUUGCCUGGUUUUUCAUCUUUUGUCUGA
Messenger RNA from Helobdella robusta, 7134 nucleotides. RefSeq lists its product as hypothetical. Lineage: Eukaryota; Metazoa; Annelida; Clitellata; Rhynchobdellida; Glossiphoniidae. The transcript has 35 exons. The record is from RefSeq and is a predicted model, not a curated record. Gene Ontology annotation, molecular function: protein binding. Bases 1 to 7134 code for a protein of 2377 amino acids.